Molecule: messenger RNA, 915 nt
Organism: Arachis duranensis
Lineage: Eukaryota; Viridiplantae; Streptophyta; Magnoliopsida; Fabales; Fabaceae
Product: protein FAR1-RELATED SEQUENCE 5-like
Exons: 3
Coding region: 1-915 (304 amino acids)
Biological process (GO): regulation of DNA-templated transcription
Source: RefSeq, a predicted model, not a curated record
AUGAAGGAUGUCGGCCUUUGGACAAUUUCCAAAGUCGUUCUGAAUCACUCACAUCCUCGCUGUCUAGACCAGACAGAGAUGCUCAAACAACACAGGGAGCUUAGCAUGUUCGUGCGUCACACCAUUAAAACCAACGAGGAAGCCAAAAUCAGACCGAACAAAACUUACCAAUCAUUUGUGGCAGCAACCAACAGCCACCGUGAACUAAGUUUUAUAGAAAAAGACGUGAGAAAUUACAUCACAAGGGAAGUACGAAAUAUUUCCGAACAAGAUGAUUCCAAAGGAAAGUACCUACUAAGAAUGAAAGAGAAGAACCAAAAUUUCUUCUUUGAGCUCAACCUCGAAGGUGAUCGUUGCAUUAAACAUGCAUUCUGGGCCGACGCAAGAAGCACGGCUGCAUGUGAAUAUUUCGGAGACGUGGUUUCAUUCGACACCACCUACAACAUAAAUAGGUACAAUAUGGUUUUAGGUUCUUUUGUUGGCGUGAAUCAUCACGGUCAAUUAACACUUCUUGAAUGCGCGCUGAUGAAAAAUGAAGACAUCCAAUCAUUUAAAUGGCUAUUCGAGUGUUGCCACCGUUGCAUGAAGGCACCAAAAGGCAUGCUUAACGACCAAUGCGCAUCGAUUCAAACGGCAAUUGAGCUAUGCAUGCCAACAACAAUUCAUCGGUGGUACAUCUGGCACAUCAUGAAGAAGAUCCCACACAAAUUAAACAGGUACAAGCGACACGAAGAAAUCGAACAAAAGAUGAGCCAUGUCGUUUGGAACACGUACACAAAAGAAGCAUUUAACAGAAACUGGAACGAUUUCCUCACAAAGUACGGCCUCGGAGGCAACAAAUGGUUAUCAGAGCUGUAUAAGGAUCAGCAUAUAUGGAUUCCAGUUUAUCUGGAUCACACUUCUGAGUUGGGAUGA